Loa loa (African eye worm) is the source of this 1613-nucleotide messenger RNA. RefSeq lists its product as hypothetical. NCBI's taxonomy places the organism in Eukaryota, Metazoa, Nematoda, Chromadorea, Rhabditida, Onchocercidae. Gene Ontology annotation, molecular function: 3',5'-cyclic-AMP phosphodiesterase activity. The record is from RefSeq and is a predicted model, not a curated record. Gene Ontology annotation, biological process: signal transduction. The transcript is spliced from 12 exons. Bases 1 to 1518 code for a protein of 505 amino acids. Gene Ontology annotation, cellular component: cytosol; nucleus; perinuclear region of cytoplasm.
AUGCUCAACAAAGAGCUUGUACAUUUCGCGGAAUCAUCUAAAUCGGGUACUCAGGUGUCACAGUUUCUUAUCAAUACUUAUAUGGACAAGGAUGAUGAUGAAGUAUCACAAAAUUUAAGGUUUCGUAAAAUGCUCAACAAAGAGCUUGUACAUUUCGCGGAAUCAUCUAAAUCGGGUACUCAGGUGUCACAGUUUCUUAUCAAUACUUAUAUGGACAAGGAUGAUGAUGAAGUAUCACAAAAUUUAAGGGUAUCAGAUGAAACAGCAUCUACUUCUUCCUUAGAUAAUGUUUCUAUAUCAUUGCUGGGUAAAGCUAAAACAGCGGCAAUGUCGCGAAUUAUUGGUAUACGUAAAAUAAAAUCACCCCGUGGUGGUCAUAUACCAGAAUAUGGUGUUGAUGGUCAUAAAGAAUUAGAAGUUUAUAUGCAAAAGCUUGAUGAAUGGGGCCCAAAUAUAUUCAAAAUACAUGAAUUCAGUAAAGGACAUUCGCUUACUUCUAUUACUUUCACUAUUAUGGAAAAACGAGGUUUAUUGAAAACAUUUGAAAUUCCAUCAGGUAUUUUGUUAAAUUAUUUGCUUCAUUUGGAGCAUCACUACAGGGAUAAUCCAUAUCAUAAUCAAGUUCAUGCUGCUGAUGUCACUCAAUCUGUUAAUGUUCUUAUCUCAUCUCCAGCUCUUCAGAAUGUUUUCUCGGAACUGGAAGUAUUAACAUCGAUAUUUGCAAGUGCCAUCCAUGAUGUUGAUCAUCCUGGUUUUACCAAUCAUUAUCUCAUUAAUACUAACUCAGAAUUGGCCAUUAUGUACAACGAUGAAUCAGUCUUGGAACAACAUCAUUUAGCAGUUGCAUUUAAAUUAUUGCAAGAUUCUAAUUGUAAUUUCAUCGUGUCACUUAAUAAAAAACAACGUCAACUAUUCCGAAAGCUUACCAUUGAAAUGGUAUUAGCUACAGAUAUGUCAAAACAUAUGAGUAUAUUAGCUGAUCUGAAAACUAUGGUUGAAGCAAAGAAAGUCGCUGGUUCAUCAGUUUUAACAUUGGAUAAAACAGAUCGCAUUCAGGUAAUGCAAACAAUGAUUCAUCUGGCAGAUUUAUCAAAUCCAACAAAACCAAUUGAUUUAUACAACAUUUGGGUAAAGAAUAUCAUGGAAGAAUAUUGGAGACAAGGUGAUAGGGAACGAGACUUAGGCAUUGAUAUCUCACCGAUGUGUGAUCGAAAUAAUAUUACGAUCGCGAAAUCUCAGGUUGGCUUUAUUGAUUUUAUCGUGCAUCCAUUAUUUGAAACAUGGGCUGAUUUGGUAAAUCCACAUGCCCAAUAUAUACUUGAUCAACUUGAAUUUAAUCGUGAAUGGUAUCAAACUCGUAUACCGGAAGAGCAAGAGAAGCAUGAUAUUAUGGUCGAAGAAAAUGAUACAAAUGUUGAAGCUACCACAACUUUUCAAUUACCACAGCAACAACAGUCUUCCUCAAAUGAAAUUACCAAUUUGAAGCAAUUUGAAUCUACCAAAGAAACGGAAGAAUGAUAGGGACAAAAGCUGCACAAAUGGAUGUUACUAAUGGCAUGAAAAAUCAAAACUGCAAAUUUUCUUGGCAGACAGACAUAGCUUUAAUAUUUUAU